Molecule: messenger RNA, 884 nt
Organism: Nycticebus coucang (slow loris)
Lineage: Eukaryota; Metazoa; Chordata; Mammalia; Primates; Lorisidae
Product: Krueppel-like factor 4
Exons: 1
Coding region: 36-371 (111 amino acids)
Biological process (GO): regulation of transcription by RNA polymerase II
Molecular function (GO): DNA-binding transcription factor activity, RNA polymerase II-specific; RNA polymerase II cis-regulatory region sequence-specific DNA binding
Source: RefSeq, a predicted model, not a curated record
AGGAGCUGGGCCCGGAACUCCAUUACCAAGAACUCAUGGCGCCCAGUUCCUGCAUUCUGGAGGAGCCUGAGCCAAAGAGGGGAAGAAGAUCGUGUACCGGUCAAAGAACCCCCACCCACACUUGUGUUUACGCGGGCUGCGGCAAGACCUAUACAAGGCGUUCUCAUCUCAAGGCACAUCUGCGAACCCACACUGGUGAGAAACCCUACCACUGUGACUGGGAUGGCUGUGGGUGGAGAUUCACCCGGUCCGAUGAACUCACCAGGCACUACCGCAAACACACGGGGCAGCGCCCGUUCCAGUGCCACAAGUGCGACCGCGCAUUUUCUAGGUCGGACCACCUCGCCUUACACAUGAAGAAGCACGUUUAAGUCUCAAACAAUGGAUAGGACCCACACUGCCAGAAGAGAAUUCAGUAUUUUAUACCUUUCACCUUGUCUUUCCGAGAAGGAAGGGAAGAGCCCUGCUGGAAAGCACCACGAUCAAGUCAAGUUCCCUCUUGGUUCACCUUGUGAAUGAAUGGUCAAGAAACAUGAGGAAGCCAAAAGUCAAAAAAGAACAGAUUGGGUCUGUGACAGGAUCUUCUAUCAUUCCAACUCUAAAUCCAACUUGAAUAUUCCUGGACUUAACAAAAUGCCAAGGAAGUGACUGUAAGUUGUGGCUGUCAGGGUAUAAAUCAGAUCUGUGAGCCAGAUCAGAAUUCCCUUGAACUGUGUUUUGAUGCAAUAUAAGCAUAAAGAUCACCUUGUAUUUUUUGUUAUUUUAUUAUUAUGAUGCUAGAAGAAAAAUCAGGUACUGAAAAUGUGUUCUAAUAGCUUACAAAUUGAUGGUGUUUGGCUAGGCUCCCAUAUCUCAGUGGUUAGGGCUCCGGCCACAUAUACCGA